GACCGACUGUACUUGCUGAAGCAGCUCAUCACCCGCAGCCGUGCGGAGGUGGUCUUGUCCUCCGCUUGGCGAUGCGAUGAGGCCCUCUUUGAAUGGGCCACGCAGGAGCUGGCUGCAUUUCAGAUCCGAAUCUACAGCACCACCCCCUGCUCUGGUUGGCGCAGCCGCGUAGAUGAGAUCUGCGCUUGGCUGAAGGACCAUGAGAGGCAGGUGGACGCCUUUGCCGUCUUAGACGACUCGGAUCUCUCUGGCGGCGGCCUUCUCGAAGGGCAUGUUGUCUACACGGAUCCGGCUGUGGGCCUCACUGCCGACAAAGUGGCGGCAGCGCUGGCACCCUGGCGGGCCGGGUCGCCUUCCGCCACGGGCCUCCCGGGCCAGUCCUCGCCCGCUGGGAGGAGCAGACCGCCCAGAGGCUCGCAGAUGGCUGCUGUGCCGGCUGUUGGAUGGGCUUGUGGCCGCGGAAGAAAAGAAGACAUCAUCGACACUACACGGCCCUGA
Symbiodinium sp. CCMP2456 is the source of this 498-nucleotide messenger RNA. Lineage: Eukaryota; Dinophyceae; Suessiales; Symbiodiniaceae. The record is from the annotation of a GenBank genome assembly.